Molecule: messenger RNA, 534 nt
Organism: Ambispora gerdemannii
Lineage: Eukaryota; Fungi; Glomeromycota; Glomeromycetes; Archaeosporales; Ambisporaceae
Source: the annotation of a GenBank genome assembly
GCGAAUAAUUGGAAUGAGACAACGAUAAUGCGACAAAUUCCCUUAGCCUUAAAAGGUGUUGCAGCUUGUUGGUAUGAAGAACUCCCAGACAAGGUAGCGAAUGAUUUGAAACAAUUUGCCGACGUCUUUGUUAAACAAUUCACAGACAAGGCAACCACUGCUAAAUUACACGCCCGAAUAGCAACUCUGAGAAAGAAACCUGAUGAUAGCGUCACCAAAUAUUACGGAAAAUUUACUAAGUUACUUCGACGAGCUGACCCGGAUGAUGAAUACUAUUCAACUAAACAAAAAUCCGACCUGUUCAUUCGAGGGUUAGAUAAAAAAUUACAAAGAAAAGUGUUUAGUACAAGAAUUAACACUCUUGCUGAAGCAUAUAAAAAAGCAAAAGAAGCCGAAACAAUGCUCACUUACAAUGACUUUACCACCAGCGUCAAUGCGGUACUGAAUGGAGAAACAGAAAGUGCCAACAGUCAACGGAUAAAACGUUUGGAGAAAACCAUCCAAACGCUGGUAGUCGAACAAAGAGAAAACUGA